This is a messenger RNA of Galeopterus variegatus (Sunda flying lemur), 1200 nucleotides long. It is a transcript of the gene AADAC, whose product is annotated as arylacetamide deacetylase. The transcript is spliced from 5 exons. The record is from RefSeq and is a predicted model, not a curated record. Lineage: Eukaryota; Metazoa; Chordata; Mammalia; Dermoptera; Cynocephalidae. Gene Ontology annotation, cellular component: endoplasmic reticulum membrane. Gene Ontology annotation, biological process: positive regulation of triglyceride catabolic process. Gene Ontology annotation, molecular function: triacylglycerol lipase activity; serine hydrolase activity. Bases 1 to 1200 code for a protein of 399 amino acids.
AUGGGGAAAAUUUAUUUUUACUUUCUGAUACUGGGAGUCCUCAUAGCAUAUUAUAUUUAUACACCCCUCCCAGAUAAUAUUGAGGAACCAUGGAAAAUAAUGCUGUUCAAUGCUCUUAUGAAAACAUCAUCAUAUCUGGCUCUGUUUGCUGAGAUCUUGGGAAUAAAUCACUUUAUGGAAUCUAUUGUAUUCCUUUCAAGUUUUCUAGAGGUUCCACCAACAUCAGAUGAAAAUGUAACUGUGAGAGAUACAACAUUUAACAACAUUCCUGUCCGGAUAUAUGUGCCCAAAAGGAAGCCAGAAUCAUUACGAAGGGGCUUAUUCUACAUCCAUGGUGGUGGCUGGUGUUUGAAUAGCAACGCUCUGUUUUCUUAUGACCUUCUGUCAAGAUGGACAGCGGACAGACUUGAUGCAGUUGUCAUAUCAACCAACUACAGACUAGCUCCAAAGUAUCAUUUUCCAGUUCAAUUUGAAGAUGUAUACACUGCAUUAAAAUGGUUUUUACACCCCAAAUUUCUUGAAGGUUAUGGUGUAGAUCCUGGGAGAGUUGGCAUUUCUGGAGACAGUGCUGGAGGGAAUUUAGCUGCAGUAGUUACUCAGCAGCUUUUAGAUGACCCAGAUGUCAAGGUCAAACUCAAGAUCCAGUCUUUAAUUUAUCCUGCCCUUCAGACACUUGAUGUAGAUUCACCAUCAUAUCGAGAAAACUCACAUUUUCCAGUUCUGCCCAAAUCACUCAUGGUCAGGUUCUGGAGCGAGUAUUUUACUACAGACAGAUCACUUGAGGAAGCCAUGCUGUCCAACCAGCAUGUUCCUGUGGAAUCGAGUCAUCUGUUCCAGUUUGUUAACUGGAGUUCCUUACUCCCCGAGAAGUUUAAGAAAGGCCACAUUUAUAAGAAUCCAACUCAUGGUAGUUCUGAGCUGGCAAAAAAGUAUCCAGGAUUCCUAGACGUGAGGGCAGCACCUCUGUUGGCUGAUGACAAGAAGUUGCGUGGUUUACCCCUGACCUAUGUCAUCACCUGUCAAUAUGACGUCUUAAGAGAUGACGGACUCAUGUAUGUCACCCGACUUCGGAAUGCUGGAGUUCAGGUGACCCAUAACCACAUAGAGGGUGCAUUCCAUGGAACACUUUCAUUUCUGCAAUUUAAUAUUGGUCACAGAACAGUAAAUCAGUAUAUUAGUUGGCUACAUACAAAUCUGUAG